AUGGCCAUGGCGCAGCGGUCGCUACAGUCGCUGGAUUUCAGCCAGCUCAGGCGCGUCGACGGGCUGCCGUCGGGCCUCAAAACGCCCAGCGCGAGCGGGAAUGGCGUCGUGUCGCUGCUCCCCGGGUCGCAGCAGAAGCAAGUGCGCGUGAAGGGCAAGGCCCGAGUGAACAACGGCUUCGCGGUCCGUGCCUCGGGGGGCGUUGUUGAGCUCGAGCCCGCUUCCCCCGGUAGUCCGAUUCUCGUGCCUCGGCUACAGUACGCGGACUCGGUGUCGAAGACGGUUCGGCGAAAGACGCGCACGGUGAUGGUGGGUAACGUGGCGGUCGGCAGCGACCACCCCAUCCGCGUGCAGACCAUGACCACCUCCGACACCAAGAACGUGCAGGCCACUGUCGAGGAGGUGAUGCGCAUCGCGGAUCGCGGCGCGGAGAUCUGCCGCAUCACGGUGCAGGGUCGCAAGGAGGCGGAGGCGUGCGAGCAGAUCAAGAACAAGCUGGUGCAGGCCAACUACAAUAUUCCGCUGGUGGCGGACAUUCACUUUGCGCCCACCAUCGCGCUGCGCGUCGCGGACUGUUUCGACAAGAUCCGCAUCAACCCCGGCAAUUACGCGGACACGCGCGCGGUGUUCAAGACGGUGGAGUACACGGACGAGAGCUACCAGCAGGAGCUGGAGCACAUUGACGAGGUGUUCUCCAAGCUAGUGCUCAAGUGCAAGCAGCUGGGGCGCGCCAUGCGCAUCGGCACCAACCACGGCAGCCUCUCCGACCGCAUCAUGAGCUACUAUGGCGACUCGCCACGUGGCAUGGUGGAGUCCGCGCUGGAAUUCGCGCGCAUCUGUCGCAAGCACGACUACCACAACUUCGUGUUCUCCAUGAAGGCCAGCAACCCCGUCGUCAUGGUGGCCGCCUACCGCCUGCUGGCAGCGCAGCUGAGGAGUGCGGGGCCGGACUGGAACUACCCUCUGCACCUGGGAGUGACUGAGGCCGGGGAGGGCGAGGACGGCCGCAUGAAGUCCGCCAUUGGCAUUGGCGCGCUGCUGCAGGACGGCCUGGGCGACACCAUUCGAGUGUCGCUCACGGAGGCUCCAGAGGAGGAGAUUGAGCCGUGCUCUGCUCUCGCUAACUACGGCAUGCGCGCCGCCAAGCUCGGCAAGGGUGUGGAGGACUUUGAGGAGAAGCAUCGCAGCUACUUUGAGUUCUCCCGCCGAUCCGGCCAGCUGCCCCUGCAGAAGGAGGGAGACGCUAUUGACUUCAGGGGGAUGCUGCACCGUGAUGGAUCUGUGCUCAUGUCCGUUGAUGCUGCCAUGCUCAAGAACCCUGAGGCUCUGUACCGUGCUCUGGCGUGCAAGAUGGCUGUCGGCAUGCCCUUCAAGGAUCUGGCGACAGUGGACAGCAUUCUGCUCCGCCAGGCCCCAGCUGCUGACGACAAGGAAGCUCGUCUGGCGCUGAGGCGGCUGCAGGAGGUGGGCGUGGGUGUGCUGGUGCCGGUGGAGGCCCUUGCAGCCGCGCCUCUCCCCAACGCCGUGGCACUGCUCUCCCUGGAGCAGGCCAAGCUGGGCGUGCACAAGCACCUGCCUCAAGGGGCGGCGCGCUUUGCAGUGAGCGUGCGGGGCGACGAGAGUGAGGAGGACCUCAAGGCAUUGGUGGGGCUGGACGCCGUGAUGCUGCUGGCGCACGUGCCGCCGCAGGCAGAGGACAGCACCGUCAGCCGCGUGCACUCUAGCCGCAGGCUCUUUGAGUUCCUGCAGUCCAAUAACAUCAUGACACCUGUCAUCCACCACAUCAGCUUCCCUGAGGGCACGUCCAAGGACGAUCUGGUGCUGCAGUCGGGUGCUGAGGCUGGUGCUCUGCUGGUGGACGGGCUGGGAGACGGAGUGCUGCUGGAGGCGCCCAGCCACGACAUGGAGUUCCUGCGCAACACGUCCUUUGGCAUGCUGCAGGGCUGCCGCAUGCGCAACACCAAGACGGAGUUCGUCUCAUGCCCAUCAUGCGGCCGCACGCUCUUUGACCUGCAGGAGGUGACGGCUUCCAUCCGCGAGCGCACCUCCCACCUCCCUGGCGUUGCUAUUGCCAUCAUGGGGUGCAUUGUGAAUGGCCCUGGCGAGAUGGCUGAUGCUGACUUUGGCUACGUGGGCGGGGCGCCAGGCAAGAUCGAUCUCUAUGUCGGCAAGAGGGACUUUGGCUACGUGGGCAGGGCGCCAGGUAAGAUCGACCUCUAUGUCAGCAAGGUGCGUGCCCUCUGCUGGGCUGGAUGGCAUGGUGGGCUGCAUCUGGGUGGUAUUCUGGCUGGCAUGGUGGUCGGCAUGGUGGUUGGCAUGGUGGGCGGCAAGUUUGUCCUGUGCACUCAUCCGCAGUGCCGCAUCAUGCCGUCCGUCCCCAUUGAUGCAGCUGAAUUCCAUCCCUCUCAUUCCCAGCUGUCCCCACCCCCCUCCUUCCUCCUCCCCCACAUUCCACCGCACUCCAUCCCACCCCAAACCACCCCAUCCCACCCCAACCCCUCCAACCCUCAACAGGAGGUGGUGCAGCGCGGCAUCCCCAUGGAGGAGGCCACGGACGCGCUGGUGAAGCUCAUCAAGGACCACGGCCGCUGGGUGGAGCCCAUGCCACCUCAUCUCACACCUUUUCACCGCACUCCACUGCCCUCCACCGCACCCCAUCCCCCCCAACAGGAGGUGGUGCAGCGUGGCAUCCCCAUGGAAGAGGCAACAGACGCGCUGGUGACGCUCAUCAAGGACCACGGCCGCUGGGUGGAGCCGGCUCAGGAGGAGGAGGCGCAGGCCGUGGCGGCUUGA
This is a messenger RNA of Closterium sp. Naga37s-1, 2793 nucleotides long. Lineage: Eukaryota; Viridiplantae; Streptophyta; Zygnematophyceae; Desmidiales; Closteriaceae. The record is from the annotation of a GenBank genome assembly.